AUGCCGGCCGAGAUUCUAUCAGAGCUGCCACUGAGGCCAGCACCAAGAGACAUCAAAAUCCCCAACACCAUGCACAAUGAAGAGAGGCGGCACAAACACUCUCGCUCCUCCUACUCAGAGCUGUCCCCUCUCAUGUCGCGGAAUAACUCUCUGACUUGGCGUCCUGCCAAACGCCCCAUGCCGACCCCCGAUAAGACGAUUGCGGUCAUCAACGCCGCCGGCCGACAGGCUGCUUCUUUCAUCAGAGUAGCCACUGCCGUUGGCUUCCACGUACGAGCCCAAAUGAGGAAUCUCGAGGGUGUUGUGGCCACCGAGGUGUCGACGAAUCCCAACGUUACCGUUCUGCAGGGCGAGCUUUACACCAAAGAGACCCCUGCGGAGAGUGAGAAGGGACAAUGUGUCGACGUCACCAAGAAUGGUCCCAUCUCCGGCAUCGGCGUGAACCACGCCCUCAUUUCCGAACUCUUCAGAGGCGCUCAGCUCGCCUUUAUCAACACCACGUUUUACGGAGACGAGGAAAGGAUUGGCAUAGCCCUGGCAGACGCUGCUAAAAAGGCCGGAGUCCUACACUACGUCUACUCCUCGAUGCCCGACCACCACGCCUACAACAAGGACUGGCCAUCACUGCCGCUCUGGGCAUCGAAGCACCGUGUGGAGGACUAUGUGAAGGAAAUUGGCAUUCCGGCAACCUUUGUCUACACCGGCAUCUAUAACAAUAACUUCACAUCGCUGCCAUACCCCCUCUUCUGCACCGACUUGCAGCCGGACGGAUCGUGGAUCUGGCAAGCGCCCUUCCAUCCAAACGCCAAGCUUCCAUGGCUCGAUGCUGAGCACGACGUGGGCCCGGCUAUCCUGCAGAUAUUCAAGGACGGCGUCAAGAAGUGGGGAGGUGGCAAGCGCAUCGCCCUAGCAUACGAGAUGCUCACCCCUCUAGAAGCAUGCGAGGUCUUUGCCCGGGGCGUCGGCCGACCUGUACGUUACGUCCGCGGACCAAUCGAGGUCAAGGUCAAGAUUCCCGAGGGCUAUCGAAUUCAGCUGGAGGCGCUCGAGGAGCUUUUCAACCUACACAAUGAGGAUCCCGAGAAGCAACCCCCAUACUUCGGCGACAUAGAGCUGGAGAGAAGUUGCCCCCGGGCGGCCCUGGAGCUGUGGGAAGGCCCAAGAGGGUUGGAGGAGUACGCUCGCGAGGUGUUCCCACUAGAGGAGCAAGCCAACGGCCUCACGUGGAUGAUCGAGGAGGACGACGGAGGCGGCGGCAAUAAUAUCGACAAUAAUCAUAAUAACCACCACCAGCAGGAGGAGCAUUACCAACACCAAAAUGGACAUCAAAACGGGCACAAUGGGAUGAAUGGGCAUAUCGUAAAUGGUGGAGUCGAUUCCGAGAGCGAGGAGGAAGAGGAGGAUUCCGAUUCCGAUGACGAGGGAUUGGUGAUGCGGGGGAACAAGCGGGCUGAUGAGGAGUGGCUCGCGUAG
Messenger RNA from Neurospora tetraspora, 1473 nucleotides. Its product is annotated as nitrogen metabolic regulation protein nmr. NCBI's taxonomy places the organism in Eukaryota, Fungi, Ascomycota, Sordariomycetes, Sordariales, Sordariaceae. Gene Ontology annotation, cellular component: nucleus. The record is from RefSeq and is a predicted model, not a curated record. The transcript has a single exon. The coding region runs from base 1 to 1473 and encodes 490 amino acids.